CAACAACAAAUAGGUAAAACCGACAAAGAAAUUCAGAUUUCUAUGUGAUUUAAAGCUAAAUCUCUGGAAGGUACGGUGGAAAUAUUAAGUUAUGGGGUACACCACAAAUUUCACCACAAGGCAGGGAAAAUUUAAAAGAAGACACACUGAGGUUUCGAAUGGAGGAGUUCCACAACGCAAGAUAUUUGCAACGCUAGGGGCAACAUUGUCUAGAUUCUCGGUUUUAAUGGACAUUAACGAUGAUUUUAAAAGCGAGAUUUUGUUGUUGACAAGAUACCUUCUUGAUUACUUCAGGAGAUUUGGGUUCAUAAGAGCCACUCAUAAUUUUGCCAAGGAAGCAAAUAUUGAUCUUGAACAACCACUCGAUGGAACCUUGUUGAGAUGUUGGGAAGUGUACUCGAAUAAUAGAACCAAUAAUGUGGAUUAUUGGACCUUUUUCUGGCAUACAACGUUGAAAGAACUGAAAGAACACACUUUUGCGGGUAAAGCCUUAACUAUUACAACACCAAAGCAUCAACCCUUGGCUGUUGAUCAAUCAUAUACCAGCUUUACAAGAUUGCAUUUACCCCUUCGACAAGUUGGUGCUAUGCAUUCAGGUGUAAGAACAUUUCUGGAUAAAGGCAUGAUCCACCCUCACCCUGCAAAACGAAUUUUAUAUCGGAUGCUAAAAAGAUACUUUUACGAUUAUUACUUUGGAAGAUGUGAGGGUGAAUUUAUUGAGUAAAAAGAAGACAUCUAUGCAAUGGUGAAAUGUGAAGAUCGAAAAAGGGUUCUGCAGGG
Lactuca virosa is the source of this 780-nucleotide messenger RNA. The record is from the annotation of a GenBank genome assembly. Lineage: Eukaryota; Viridiplantae; Streptophyta; Magnoliopsida; Asterales; Asteraceae.